GUAAAUUUUGCCAAAUGUCACUUAAAUAGGGUAAUGUGUAUCCACAUAAGCUAUACCUCAAAAGAAAUUAACAAGAGAUCUCCAAUGCAUAAUGUUGAAACAUUAAAUAUUAUCUACUUGUCAUUUUUAAUAUUAUAAAUUUUUAAAUUAAAAUGCAUGACUCCUAAACCUGGCUGCCGCAAAAGCUAUAUGCGAAGUUCCAUAGUAAAUCUGCUGCGCAGCCAAUCUUCCACCGUAUAACAUCAAAUAAAGAAAAAUACGUCUGCCUGCAAUUGGAUUAUUGGAGCAAUUCUUCACAAGGUAGAAAACGUCCACAUGGGGGCUCAACAAUUGGUAGAGAAUAUAUUUAUCGUGAUAGGAAAGAUCGUCACAAUUUGAUUAAAAGUGACUACUUCAGUGGCGAGAAGUCAAAGUACACUCUGGACAAAUUUCGGCGCCGAUUUCGUAAGGAUAUUGAGCUAUUCGAGCGAAUUUUGCAUGCGGUAGAGAACUAUGAGAAUUACUUUACACAAAAGGUUGAUGCAGUUGGAAACAUAGGGUUGAGUCCUUUACCAAAAGUUGUAGCAGCAAUGCGAAUGCUUGCAUACGGUUGUUCAGCCGAUUCCCUUGAUGAAUAUGUUCAAAUUGGUGAGAGUACGGCAAUUGAGUGCCUAAAAAAAAUUUGUGAUGCUAUAAUAGGAUUGUUUGAACAAAAAUAUCUUAGAAAAUCAAAUGAAUUUGAUGUCGCUAGUCUAUUAAAAGAAAGUGAAGCUCGUGGGUUUCCAGGAAUGCUUGGGAGUCUAGAUUGUAUGCAUUGACACUGGAAAAAUUGUCCGACUGCAUGGCAUGGAACAUUUACAAAUGGGUUCAAAAAAGUUCCAACUCUUAUUCUAGAGAUUGUAGCUUCACGUAGUUUAUGGAUUUGACAUGCAUUCUUUGGUAUGUCAGGUACUAACAAUGAUGUCACUGUUCUGGAUAGAUCUCCUCUAUUUGAUGACCUAGUUAAUGAUAUUGCACCACCGUGUCUAUUUAGAGUACAAGGCCAUGAAUACAAUAUGGGCUAUUAUUUAUCUGAUGGUAUCUAUCCACAAUACGCCACAUUAAUCCAAACUAUAUCACAACCCACUUCUAUGAAGGAGAAGUUGUUUGCAAAAUGUCAAGAAUAUGCUCGGAAGGACGUAGAACGUGCAUUUGGAGUUUUACAAAGCCGUUGGCACAUAGUAAAAGGCCCCGCUCGCAUGUGGAGUGCAACUGAUCUAGGGCAAAUAAUGAAGACGUGUAUCAUCUUGCACAAUAUGAUUAUUGAAAGUGAGGUUGCUCAAGGCAUCAAUCCGGAAGAUUGGAGGCCAGAAAGCGGUGAAGCAGUUGAAAAUGUGACCAUUGAGCAUGAUUUUACUUAUCUUAUGUCGAGGAUAAACGGUAGAAUGAAAGAAAUACAAGAUAAAAGAGUGCAUAAAGAUCUAAAGCGC
Cuscuta epithymum is the source of this 1448-nucleotide messenger RNA. The record is from the annotation of a GenBank genome assembly. NCBI's taxonomy places the organism in Eukaryota, Viridiplantae, Streptophyta, Magnoliopsida, Solanales, Convolvulaceae.